CUACAUGGACUGUAGGAAAAAUGGACGCACUCAACCAUAGUACACAAAUAGAAGAGAAAAAAACGAAUUCAACCAACUCCACAGCCAAAAGGAGGGUGGCAAAUGCAUACACAUCGGCCGAGACCAUUAGGUUUCGAAGUUUUCUACCUACACUUCCAAACCUUCCCCUAACUAACCAUCACUCUUUUUGUUCUCUUUUUCCAGCUAAAGUAGACCGACUGUCUCCUCUUUGCAAUGGAGGAGUGCUGCGAUGAAGAGCAACAGUUCAGUCUCUCCAUCUUCCUCACCACCAACCCCUCCAUCACCUCUUCCUAUUAGCAUCGGACCGGGCAAUCAAAGGUACACCUUUACCCCAUCUCCUUCCAUAUCCCCACCAUUUUCAGUGUCCCCUUCCAGCCACACUUCCGCCGAUGACCUUCCUUUCAUGCCGCUGGGAAAGUCUGCACAACGAACUCCAUCAGCAUUCUCCUUGGAUCGGCCGGAGAGAGACAAUCGGGAGCCAGAAUCCAGCAGUUCAUGCCUCAAGGACUUGCUUGAGUGGGUUAUAGAGAGCUGUUGCAGGUGCUUUUCAUGGUUCCUGAAUCCGUCGUCAAGAGCCACAAGCAAAAUAUUCAUAUCUGACAUGCCAGGCAAUUCUUCACGCAUCCCCACAAUAAAAUCUUGCUCAAGUUCUAACCAAGUCAGGACUCAAAAGACAUACUGAACCUCAACUCUGUUCCUGGAAAGACCUCUUCUAAACUGCAACUCUUGCGCACCAUAGCCACCACUAAUCCUGGAAUGAAUCAUGUAGACUGAAUUGUCAGUUCCACUGGUUAACCAACUCUCACUAGGUUAAGUCUUUUGCCGACAAUGAACUCUGUACAUUACUAACACUAUUGAAGUUGCGAAACAGGUAGAUUUGGCAUUUCAUACCUACUGCUGCUGAUUUUGCUGUCGUUGGGUGAAAUUGGAGUGAUUCUGAGUGACAUUUUGAAGACCUACCAUAUUAGGCUGUAAAUUCUGAGCAGUAGGUGCCAUAUUACCGAAAGCUCCUUGUGAACCAAGCUGUUGCUGCUGUUGUUGCUGCUGCUGUUGCUGUUGCUGCUGCUGCUGUGGCUGUAUGGGCAUCAUGCUACCGGGAUUUGAAACACCUAUAUUGUACACUACAAGGAAAUUCAGACAUUUAAGAAUCCUAGCUCAACAAUCAAAUGCAAGAGAAUCAAAUGUAACAUUCCUCGUUGAGGGGCGAAGGUAGGAGUGCAUUGAUUAAGAUAUCCCACACAUUGCAGAACUUACCAUACCAGUUAGUACUAAGUUGGACCUAACAGUACCACGUCCAAUAGUUAUUUCAAACUAAAAACCACUGUACUUAAUAUUCCAGAGAAAAUAUGGAUAAAUAUGAACAGCAUAGGUAUUUACUUUGAUCAUUCAGAAUUUGAGAUGCAUGCCUCUGAGCAUUAGUGCCAGCAAGUCCAAACUGCAAACCAGGUGGAUGAAAGGAAUCACUGUAUCAGAAGUAAUUCUAGACGCAUAAUAGAACUGCAUGCUACAACUUAACACUGUGAGUUGCAGUUGAGUUUCAUCUGGCAGGGGAAUCCAACCAUGAGACAAUCAAUCCAAAACUCAAAAAUAAGAUAAUAAAAAAUAUCAAACAUAUUAUGGUGAUGAACCCUUUUAUUUGGACGGGUGGAAUGGUGAUUACAUAAUCCAAAUAACAAGGUGUAUAUAUCCUCUAGAAUGUACUUGUAUCCCAUGGCUCCACCGAGAUGAACUACUUAUGAUUUAUUGACUUCGGCCAAAUUUGAUUAUAGAGGAGCAUUGAAAUAUCAAUAUGGUAGGAGUUUCAGGCAACAGAUUCACAAACUCUACAGUCUACAUGGACAUUGCAGUUGCAAUUUGCAAACAAAUUGGUUUGGAUUUUUGAAACGUUUUAUUUCUAUCAAUUGUUUUACAUAAUCAAUUAUUCAACAUCUGAUGUUCAUACCAGACAGGCAGUCUAGCCAAAUCCAGGUCGAUGACAUAUGAUCCUCAUCAUGUAGCCCUGUGCAACUAGUACAUUCUCCUAACCACCAUGACAAUUAACUUAAAUCUAUCCAGCUCUAGCUUGACAGUCUCUUUUCAGAGUCCAGACAUCUAGCUCCCUGUAAUGAUGUUAGUUAAUUGCCCCCUUCUGAAUAUAUACUCUGGUUCUAAUCCGGUGGGACAUAUCAUAUUUUUCAGCCAGUGGUCAGAACUAAAGCAACCUAUUAUAAGAUCCACCAUCAACCCCUGGAAACUAGCUACUCCAACUUAAAAAGGAAAAGGAAAGGAAGAAGUGGAAAUUACCAAUAUUACAUUGGUAGCUUACCCAGGGGCGGACCCAGGAGGGUUUAAGGGUGUCCCCGGACACCCCUAAAUUUUGGGAAAACGAUUAUCCAACCCCAGGUGGUAAUUUACGUAUGGACAAAAAAAAAAUAUAAUUGAUAGUGAAGGACACCCCUUAAAUUUGAAAAAAUGAUUAUCCUACUAUCAUUUGUGUAUAGGAAUAUAAGUGGUAGGUUGGA
This is a messenger RNA of Linum trigynum, 2522 nucleotides long. Lineage: Eukaryota; Viridiplantae; Streptophyta; Magnoliopsida; Malpighiales; Linaceae. The record is from the annotation of a GenBank genome assembly.